AUGGGGAGAUUGGAGGAUCCCGAUAUACUGUUUUUGGCUGAAACUAAACUAAUAGAAGGGGAGUUGGAGAGGUUCAGGUGGUCUCUUGGGUUGGCUAACAUGAUAGCUUGGGACCCAGUGGGCCGGAGCAGAGGGAUUGUGAUGUUCUGGAGGAGGGGUGUGGACGUGACGCUCAGAUCGUACGGUAGGAGACAUGUGGAUGUUGAUGUGGAAGGGGAGGAAGGAGGUGUAUGGAGGCUAACAGGGGUUUAUGGAGAGUCUGAUGCUGACCGGAAAAAAGAAACAUGGCGCACCAUCAGAUUACUAGGGCAACAACACCAAGAGGGGAGGCCGUGGUUAUGUGUAGGGGACUUCAAUGAGAUCCCGAGAGAUGAUGAGAAGGUGGGAGGAGUGCCGUGGGCACAGUCUUGUAUGGAUAACUUCCGAGCGAGUUUUGUCAAUUGUGCACUCUGUGAUAUUGGGUACGAAGGAGACAAGUUCACCCGGAGGAACCACAACAAAGAAUAUGAUACUUAUAUCUGUGAAAGAUUGGAUAGAGCAACGGCAAACGCGAAGUGGUGUGAACUCUUCCCUGAGUUCUCGGUGUUGAAUGGCAAUCCACGUCACUCCGACCACCGCCCUGUCAUUGUUGAUACAGAGGGAGAUAAAAAAGCGAGACCAAGUGGCGACCGGGGUUUUCGGUUUGAAGCUUGGUGGCUGCAGGAAGAAGGGUGUAGUGAAGAGAUACAAGGGGAGUGGGAGGAGAGCUGGAUGAACGGAGGAGGAGGUGUGGCCGGUGCUAUGGAGGAAGUGGCAGGCAGAAUGAAAAAGUGGAACAAGGAGGUGGUGGGAGAACUUGAGUGUAGAUUGAAGAAGGGUCGAGCUGGUCUAGAAAGAUGUAUGAAACAGCCCGUGUCGGAGCACAAGGACCUGUUCACCACAAAUAACAGCACUCGGUUAGCCGAAUUGAUUGAUCGAGUGGAGCCCCGGGUCACGAGCACUAUGCAGGCUGCCCUUAAUGCGGAAUUCACACGAGAGGAAAUCAAGGUAGCUCUUGACCACAUCGGAGACCUGAAGGCACCCGGGCCAGAUGGGACGCAGUCUAUAGUCUAUAAAAAGCACUGGCAUUUCACGGGGGAUCGCAUCAUGGAGGAAGUGCUUGUUGUACUGAAUGGUGAUGAUAUCCCUAUGGGGUGGAACGAUACAGUGGUUGUGCUGAUUCUGAAGGUCAAAAAUCCGAGCAAGAUCAAGGACCUCAGGCCGAUAUCCCUUUGUAAUGUACUGUACAAACUGGUGUCCAAGGUGAUUGCAAACAGACUCAAAACCAUCCUUCCUGAUCUUAUCUCAGAUAAUCAGAGCGCCUUUGUUCCGGGAAGACUUAUCACUGACAAUGUUCUUAUAGCCUACGAGCUGUCCCAUUUCCUGUUAAAUAAGAAGAAAGGGAAGGAAGGUGUUGCUGCGGUUAAAGCGGAUAUGAGUAAAGCUUAUGACCGGGUUGAGUGGAAUUUUCUACAGGCAAUGCCUGGCAAGCUUGGUUUUGAUAGAGCUUGGGUGGAUCUGAUUAUGAAGUGUGUUACAUCGGUGCGGUACCAAAUUAAGGUUAAUGGUGAGUUGACAGAGCAGUUUGUCCCGUCGCGUGGUCUGCGUUAA
Molecule: messenger RNA, 1629 nt
Organism: Aegilops tauschii subsp. strangulata
Lineage: Eukaryota; Viridiplantae; Streptophyta; Magnoliopsida; Poales; Poaceae
Source: RefSeq, a predicted model, not a curated record